AUGGAUCUAGGACAGUAUAUACUUCUUUGCCUUUGUGCAGUGAGUGCAAUUGUUUGGGGAUGUCCACAGCAUUGCCACUGCAGGAACAGCCAAAUUCUGUGUCAAGGCCAUGAAAUUCAAGAUUUUCCAUCCACUAUCCCUACAACUACAAGUGCUAUAUAUAUUUCAAAUGCAAGUGUUUCUUUACUGAAACCAACUGAUGUUGAUGCUUUUUCCAGUGCUCUUACAAUAUUUGUUGUACGGGACUCUAGAAUAAGUAAGGUUCUACCCAAUACAUUUGACAAGACACACAACCUUAUUGCUUUAGGGUUUACAGGAACUGAGUUGUUUUCUCUACCAGAGGACUUAUUUCAAAAUCUGCAAUCACUUACGUCCCUCACACUGAGCAACAACAAAUUAAAAGAACUCCCUUUGUCUCUGCUUAGCCCGCUUAAAACUUUGAAGAGCUUAGACUUAAGCAAAAACAAUCUUACGUCUGUUCCAGAAAAGGCAUUUGAGGGUCUUAUUCACUUGGAAAUGCUCAUGCUACAGAAAAAUAACAUUAAAGAAAUAUACAGGGGAACUUUCUGUGGACUUAGAAACCUUAAAUUAUUGUUCCUUCAUGAGAACUCUCUAAAAGGGAUGCCAGCCAACAUUUUUGAGGACCUGAUUAACCUUGAGACUUUGCAUUUGCAGAACAAUGUAAUUAUACAUUUGUCACCAGACAUAUUCACACAUCAACUAAAGCUACAGAAGCUUUAUCUCUCCAAUAAUCAAUUAUCUAAACUUCCUGAAGGCAUCUUUUUGAAUCUUCACAGUCUGCGGCAAAUCUCACUUUAUGACAACCAGCUUCAGACUCUGUCUUGUAAGACCUUUGGACCAAUGCCCCUAAAGGACCUGUGGCUGUAUGACAACAUGUUAACCCAGCUUGAGGAAAAUGUGUUCAGUAAUUUAACCCAGAUACGCCUUUUGGUGCUCAGCAGAAACCAGAUCUCCCAUGUGUCCCCUGGUGCCUUUAAUGGAUUGCAUGAGCUGAAAGAAAUUUCUCUGCACACCAACCGUCUGAUGAGGCUUGAGGAAGGAUUGUUCAGAGGCCUUCCUAAGUUAGUCAACAUAUCCUUAGAAAAUAAUCAAAUUCAUUAUCUUCCAGGAAGAUUUCUUGAUGGUAUUUCCUACUUAUAUCAGCUGGAGCUUCAAAAUAACUCUCUAUCAUAUUUACCACAGGAGCUUUUAAACUCACUAACCAAGGUUGACAGAGUAGUGCUUACUGAGAAUCCCUGGCGAUGUGACAGUGACAUCAUACCACUUCGAGACUGGUUGAGAAAGAACUCAGAUAAAGUCAAGAAUGUCUCAUCACUUGUGUGCUUUAGUCCCUCACACCUGACUAAUAUCAGCAUAAUAAACCUUGAUGACUCCUUUGGUGGUCAAAAAGAUAAUGCAAUAUCUAAAAUGAGCCACAUCAUCAUUAUUGCUGUAGUCUGCACUUCAGUAAUUGUUGGUAUCAUCAUAUGUGUCUGUUGGAGGAAGAGCAAACAGGGCAGUGGAGCCUUACAUCAUCAACAACGUCCAAACUCAACUGUCUAA
This is a messenger RNA of Electrophorus electricus (electric eel), 1563 nucleotides long. It is a transcript of the gene lrrc15, whose product is annotated as leucine rich repeat containing 15. Gene Ontology annotation, molecular function: protein binding. The record is from RefSeq and is a predicted model, not a curated record. Lineage: Eukaryota; Metazoa; Chordata; Actinopteri; Gymnotiformes; Gymnotidae.